AUGCCAGCAUCCGUCGAAGCCGUCCACAAGGGCACGCUCGUAUGCGUCGUCCUCAAGGCGCGCAACUUGCCCAACAAAAAGUCGAUCGGAAAGCAGGACCCUUACACAGUGCUUAGCAUGGGCCAAGAACAGCAAAAGACCAAGCCCGACAAACGUGGUGGCCAGCAUCCGACCUGGGACGAGCAGCUCCAUUUCGAAGUUUACGAAGAUAUGGAAGACGCGCUCACAAGCGCUUCCACGAACGACACUGGCUCGGGUUCGGGAUCAAAAGCCACCUCGGCUUCUUCGGCGGCUACCAUAAAGGCCAAGGGAGGCAAAAAAGUGCUCAAGGUGGCCUGCUACGCCGACGACAGCAAGGAGCCCGAAUUCAUCGGCGAAGGGCUCGUAGACCUCACAGACACGCUCAAGACGGGCGAAUUCGAUGAGUGGGUCACCAUCAAAGCCAAGGAUCGCUACGCCGGCGAGGUCUAUCUCGAACUCACCUUCUACUCGUCCGCUGCCCCUCCCAAGAAGCGCAGACCAUCCACACAGCCCGUCAUGUCUGGUUCCGAUACCUAUGGCGGUGCAGGCUCCUUUUCGCGCAUCGGCGAUGGCUCGGCGUCCCCGCCCAAACCCAGCAAGCCCAAGGGUGACCAUCCUCCUAUCCCUGCCUCGAUGCGUCCUGGCGCAAGCUCCACCAGCUCCAACGCGCACAACCGCAUGUCCAGCAGCAUCUCCACUUCCAGCCUCGCUGCAACGCUCCACAGACCUCCUUCGGCCAUGUCUCACUCCCAGACCAUGCACGACCUCGGCAGCACUACCAUUCGUCCCAGCUCGUCGCUUGCCAAUUUGGACGCCUACACACCCGCAUAUGCUCCCUCCAGCAUCUCACGCUCCACUAGUCCCAUACCGCCUUCGUCCUCGUACCACAAUGUUGCUGCUGCCGAUGCAUCACGAGGUAAUAGCUUCGUCACCACUAUGCCUGCAGGCGGGUCUAGACGCAACAGCUUUGCCGCCCCCAUGCCUUCCGAGUUCGGCCACUCGAUUACACCUUCCGCCUCGUACUAUUCGCAGCACUCGGUCACUCCUUCUCAGAGCAGCCAGUACCUCGCUCACGGCCACGCCGUCGAGCCCAGCGACGAUCGUUACGCCACUGUUCGACCAGGAUCCAUCUCCCAGCGUCACCAGCCACAGUACACCGUGCCACGUUCCCAGUCCAUCUCUCACAUCCCGAUCGCUUACAACCACGCACCUCAGCCCGACUUUGGUGCCGAUCAGCUCACGCAGUCAAUGUCCAACAUGGGUUUUGGCCACUCGGCGGAUAAGCCCCUACCUCCUCCGACGCCCGUGCAACCCGAAGAGCGUCCACCGCAGUCGCACAUCUACCAAGCGCCCGCUCAUUUGGCAUCGCUGUACACGCCUCCGCCUAACGCGGGCUACUCGCACGACGCGCAAAGACCUGUUUCGCCCGCGGCUCGACCUCCGUCGGCGCUCUCGCAGUACAGCACGAGUCCAUCUCCUCAUGUGAAUUCGGCGCCAUCCGUGGUCAAUGCGCAGGCAUACUAUCAACAACAGCCGUCGGCGUCGCAGGCAGGUGGCCAUCUGGCGCAACCGCCCUCGAUUCCACCUCGUUCCUCGUCCCCCGGCGCAUCGGCAGCAUACACACCGAUCCCGUCACCGUACGGCCAACCGACUCAGCAGCCGCACGUGUCUCGUCCCUUGCCAUCGACGCAGAGUUCCACCGCACUGUCAUCAGCUGCCCCACCGCAGCCACAUCAGCAGCAGCAGCCACCGUACCCUUCGCACCUCUACCAGCCUGUUCAGCAACCAUCGCCGCCUCCUCAUCAACCGCAGCAGCUCUCUCAUUCGCACUCGAUGUCGCAUUCGCUUUCGCACAACACCUGGCACGGUGCUCCUCCACCGGCGUCUCAGCCUGCUCAUCCAUCGUACGCGCCUGCGCCUGCUCCUCAUCAAGCUAGCAAUGGCGUCGCGCCAUCGCUGUCGAGCGGAUACCUGUACUCUCCGCCGCCUCCUCAAGCUCAUCAAAGCGGCGCUGACGCUGGUUCGAGCUGGAAUCCUGGCAGAUCACCAUCGCCUCUACCACCUAUUCCCGGAUCGCAACACCAGCAACAACCACCGCCUCCACCUCCUGGCCAGCACAUGCCCUCCUCCGGAUCGAUGCACAACCUGUACGCUGUUCCAUCUGGCGCCAACGCUCCUCCUGCUCCUGCUCACGGCUACCAGCAUCAGCAGGGGUAUCAAUACAGUGCUGCUCCAGCGUCACACCAGUACGCGCAACCGCAACCGUCGGCAACUGCGUAUCAAUAUCCGUCGCAACACCAAGCUCAACCUCCACAGCACUAUGCCACCGUCUCGGCAGCAACGCAGCAUCAGUACGGAUCCAUGCCGAACUCCUUCUCCUCCUCGGCUCUCUAUCAGUCUCAUCAGCAGAACCAGUAUGCUCAUCAGCAACACUAUCAGUGA
Molecule: messenger RNA, 2463 nt
Organism: Pseudozyma hubeiensis SY62
Lineage: Eukaryota; Fungi; Basidiomycota; Ustilaginomycetes; Ustilaginales; Ustilaginaceae
Exons: 1
Coding region: 1-2463 (820 amino acids)
Source: RefSeq, a predicted model, not a curated record